AUGGCUAAAGAAGGAAAUGGUGGAAACACAUUCCUUACAUGGUUAGAUGUUUCUGUUGGCAAACAAGUAGCUAAUUUUCCAACAAAAUGUGGGGCUCUACACGUUCUAACACAAAAUCCGUCAAAUGCAAUAAUUGUUGGAGGAAAUUCCCGUGGUUUAGUAACAAUGUGGUCACCAAAUGUUCAAAAACCGUUAAUUGAAAUGUUUGCACAUAAAGGGCCAAUUUUGGGUAUUUCUAUAAAUUCAAAUGGAAAUUAUAUGGCAACGAGUGGAUUGGACAAUAAAUUGAGAAUUUGGGAUUUGAGGAAGAAUUAUAGUGAAUUGGCUGUUUAUUCUGGCCCUUUAGUACAUUAUUCACAUGUUGCUUUUAGUCAACGAAAUUUUUUGGCGGUUAAUUCGGGGAAUAAUUUACAGAUUCUCAAAAACCCUCAUUUGGGUCAAUCCACCACACCCUAUUUAAUGCAUAAAUGUGAAGGAGCAAUUACAGAUUUAAAAUUUUGUCCCUACGAAGAUGUUUUGGGUGUUGGACACACUUUAGGGUUGUCAAGUCUUUUAAUACCCGGUGCUGGACAAGCAAAUUUUGAUUCGUUACGAGCAAAUCCAUUUGAAUCGAAACAACAAAGAAAAGAGAGAGAAGUGAAAAUGUUACUUGAUAAGAUUCAACCAGAAUUAAUAACAUUAAAUCCUGCAGAUAUUAACCGGGUUAAUCGAAAAGGAUUAAAAUCAACAAUGGAAUACAGAAAUAAUGUAAUGCAUAUAAAGCCUUCAAUUAUUGAAGAUUUCAAAUAA
Molecule: messenger RNA, 789 nt
Organism: Meloidogyne enterolobii
Lineage: Eukaryota; Metazoa; Nematoda; Chromadorea; Rhabditida; Meloidogynidae
Source: the annotation of a GenBank genome assembly